AUGGGUGCCACGUGCGUGGAUCCAGCUUCACUCGGCUCUCACACUGUGUCUACACUCAAACAACCCACUUCUAUGAACCACCGUGAUAGGUGCAACCACCCCAUCAUAUACAUGUUCACAACCACCAUGAGUGUCCCAUCAUUGUAUACUCGCUCCUCUUUUGUUGCGUUUGUGGUCUCAGCACUAUCUGUUCGCAAUCUUGGAGUAAACGAAACCCAACUUGGGCUUCUAGGUGGGUAUGUGGGAAGAUUGUGGAAUAUAAAAAUGUUAUUGUUGUCAAUGUAUGUUUUAGAUUAA
Sphenostylis stenocarpa is the source of this 297-nucleotide messenger RNA. The record is from the annotation of a GenBank genome assembly. Lineage: Eukaryota; Viridiplantae; Streptophyta; Magnoliopsida; Fabales; Fabaceae.